Molecule: messenger RNA, 171 nt
Organism: Purpureocillium lilacinum
Lineage: Eukaryota; Fungi; Ascomycota; Sordariomycetes; Hypocreales; Ophiocordycipitaceae
Source: RefSeq, a predicted model, not a curated record
AUGAUGGCGGUUGACGUGCUGUUCGCUCCGGAGGAAGGAGGCCUUCUCUUCCUCCUCGUCCCCGGACAUGGAGUGUUGGUCGCUGGACGUGGCGGUCGGGCUGCGCAUCGUGAAGCUCUGAGAGAACAUGAACAACAUCGAUUGUUUACAUCAAGAUCCUCCGGGAGGUAA